CAGGCCUAUAUGCUAAUUAUUUGGCAGACACAAAAGUUCUUUUCGACUUUUCGAGUGUUGAAUUCAUUUACAUUUUCUCUUCUAAAGUAACACAUGUCUGUCGAAAUCGUUCCUAAAGAUGUUCGUAACAUCAGGGCAUGUCUUGUUUGCUCCCUCGUCAAGACGUUUGAGCAAUUUGAAUUCGAUGGCUGUGACAAUUGCGACGAGUUUCUUCGAAUGAAGAACAACAAGGACAACAUUUAUGACUGUACCAGCAACAACUUUGAUGGGAUGGUUGCCCUGAUGAGCCCGGAAGAUAGUUGGGUGGCAAAGUGGCAGAGAAUCAAUCGAAAAGUCAAGGGUGUCUACGCCAUUUCUGUUUCUGGACGUCUGCCCGACACCUUCAUCAGGGAACUGAAAUCAAGAGGCAUCCCCUACAGAUCCCGAGACACCAGCCAGCGUCAAUAAUUCUGAAUCUUUCUUUUCUUUCCCACUUAUCUUAACUCCAAUCUUAUUUUGAUAACAAAAAAAAAAAAAAAUUUUUUUCCAAUAAUCAACUUUGUGUGUUCCAAUAAUUGGAUUCCUGUACAUCAGCAAGGCAUUGUUUGAGAAAAAUACAGCUGAAAUUGCUUGGCA
Molecule: messenger RNA, 615 nt
Organism: Daphnia pulex (common water flea)
Lineage: Eukaryota; Metazoa; Arthropoda; Branchiopoda; Diplostraca; Daphniidae
Gene: spt4
Product: transcription elongation factor SPT4-like
Exons: 4
Coding region: 94-447 (117 amino acids)
Biological process (GO): mRNA processing; positive regulation of DNA-templated transcription, elongation; chromatin organization
Cellular component (GO): DSIF complex; nucleus
Molecular function (GO): RNA polymerase II complex binding; zinc ion binding
Source: RefSeq, a predicted model, not a curated record